AUGGCCAGCGGUAGGCCUCCCGGGUCGCAUCCAACCGCUGGUCGCGAUGACGACCUGCUGUUGGAUUCCGGACCAACGUACAACAGUGGCCAAGGCCCCCCGGUGAAUGACGAACACCUGUUAGAGCAAUUCAACAUCGACGAUUCCGAACAACCGUACGAGCAAACGCACCCGCGCCCUUCCGUAUCCUACGAUAACUUUGUCGGUUCUCGCGCACCACAGCAUGCACAACAACAUGCUGCUUCUGGACUGUCGCAUCCCCCGGUCAAUCCCGGAAUCCCCCAAAACGACCCCUACUCCGCCGGAAUGAGAGAUCGCAGCUAUUCCCAAACGUCGGGGUUAGACAACUAUCGACGCUACUCGUUGGACGAUUUUGACGAUGGGCAUUCGGGCUAUUAUGAUCUUGACGCGGACGAGGACCGCAUUGCCAGCUCUCACCAUGUUCGCAAGGCAAAUGAGCGCAACAGCGUCCUCGGACUUGGAGGCGGUAUUAUGGGCAAGGCGAAAUACAUGUUUGGCAUGGGGCGCAAGAAGAGCAACAGUCGACAGCAGUGCAUCUCCAGCGCCACCUCGCAAGGAACGCAAGAAGUUCAGCGCGUCUGA
Molecule: messenger RNA, 603 nt
Organism: Penicillium salamii
Lineage: Eukaryota; Fungi; Ascomycota; Eurotiomycetes; Eurotiales; Aspergillaceae
Source: the annotation of a GenBank genome assembly